AUGAGAUAUCAACAAGGCCGUACCAAGGGCAAUCAGUCUCCUCUAAGUUUUAGCAAUAAUAUCACUGACCGUGCCAGCAGUCCUUCGAAGGGGCUACGCGAUGAAUCGGACCCUACCAGGAAUACCAAAUCUACUCCAUUGAAUAAUAUUAAUAGUACAAAUCCUUUUCCUAAUACUAAUUCAAACUCUAAUUCAAAUGUAGUGGUUUCUGAUGCACUGGCUAAAAAUUCAAGACAGUUGCUAUAUGCCCAUAUUUAUAACUACUUGUUGGAAAAUAAACAUUAUAAUACAGCCAGACAAUUUCUCAAAGAGGUGGAUGUCCCGCUAUCGACAAAUGCAAAUGUAAACGGGAACUACAAUGACGACACUUUUGAUGGAUCUAAUAAACAAGAUAUAAAAGAUCGAAUCAAUCUAAAGGCAAAUGAAUUACUACCCACUAAAAUGUUGAUGAAUUCUCCAGAAACUUUCUUAUUGGAAUGGUGGAAAUUUUUUUCUUCAUUAAAUGAUUUUGUUUAUUCAAACCCAAGUGCAUCGAUGAAAAAAAUUAAUAUGUUUCAGGAGAGAAUAUUUCCAAUACUACCGCAGUCGAGACAACAACAACAGCAACAACAAUUUUUAUACCAUCAAUAUUAUCAACAACAAGCACAAGCACAAGCACAACAAGCACAGGCACACGCUCAUGCACAAGCACAAGCACAGGUACAAGCGCAACAACUAUUAGCACAACAACACUUAGCACAACAACAAGCACAAAGAACGCAACACGAACAUCAAACACCACAUACCCAAGUUCAAAACCAGAAUAUUCAACAAACGCAACAAUCAUCGAAACAAUCACAAAAUGCUCCAGGAGUGCAACCAACUUCAAAGACUCAAAAAUCUCAUAGAACUCACAGAACUCAAAAAGUGUUAAAAGCUCAAAUGGUACAGAGAACUCCUAGUGCUCAACAAUUUUCAAAGGUCCAAACCACUCCACAAUCACAACAAAGUCAGAAUACGCAAAGCCAAAACUCUCAACAAUCUCAAAGUCUCCAACAGACUAGACAACCUAGACAAUCUAAAAACGCUCUGCAACAACAAGCGCAACCUCAAUCACGCCAACGAGUGCCGCAACCAACACAGGCUCAACAACGACAACAAACAAAACAACGUGCUCAACAACAACGUGCUCAGAAAAGAGCACAAAAUCAGGCACAGCAACAGUUAUUAAAGCAACAACAACUUCUACAACAGCAACAUGCAGAACAACAAACCCAGAAACAAUCACUCCAGCAAAAUGUUAAUAACAACAAUGAUAGAAAUACACCUUCCAAUAGCUAUACUAUAUCUGGUAAUCAAAACGUUCAUCCAACAGAUUUAUCUAGAGUUGCAAGCAAUGAAAGUUCGCACCGUAAACAGAGUCUCAAUAACGCUUCUACGCCUUCAUCUACAACUUCCAUCUCGAGCACUAAUAACAAGAGUAUUAAUCAGAUUAAUAGAAAUCCUACGAAUUCUCCAUAUGAGAAUCAAUAUAAUGCUAGUAACUCUACAAAUGUUCAAAAGACUCCAUCACCACUCAAUAAUACUGGCAAGCCACAUUCUCAACCACAACAUUUUGUUCAAAAAUCUCAAUCGCAGCAAGGUGUGCCUAAUAAUAACGCAAAUUCUAAAAGACUAAAUUCACAAGGCCUAAUAUCUUCAUCCACAAAUAACAGAUUUUCUAUACAUUCGACAAAUCAAACACCCAAUCAAUCUAUCAGCCAAAAUAGACCCAAUUCUCAAUCUCCUUCAAUUAAUACUAAUCGUUCAAGUCACUCUAUUAAUAAUGCAAAUACAAUAAAUAUGACUAAUAAUGGUAAAAAUGGUACUAAUAGUAAAAAUCACACCGAUAGCCAUUCUCAACCGAUUUAUAAUGAAAAAACGGCUCAAUUUGUAUCAAAUGAAAUUACAAAUAUGAUUAAUUUACAACAGAAGCAACAACAACAACUAUUAGAUAUGAAUAAACAAUACUCAUUGUCUAGCCAAGCGGGUACCCCAAUUAUGCUGAACAAUAAAACUGCUUCUAACAACGAGUCUGAUUUUUUACAACAGCAACAACUUCAUCAGCAGCAGCUUCAACGGGCACUAUCACCAUCUCAAAAUCGUCAGGCACAAAUCCGAACACAAACACAGACACAUACCCAAGCCCAAGCCCAAGCCCAAGCCCAAGCCCAAGCACAAGCACAAGCACAAGCACAAGCCCAAGCCCAAGCACAAGAUCAGGCAAAAGCACAAGCACAAGCACAAGCACAAGCACAAGCACAAGCACAAGCGCAAGCUCAAUUAAGAGCCCAAGCGCAAGUACAAACUCAAGUACAAGAUCAGGCAAAAGCUCAGGCCCAAGCACAAUCUCGAGCUACAACACAUACUCAACCACAAGCAAGGGUACAUACCCAACCCCAAGCUCAUGGACAUACUCAAGCUCAAUUACAAGCCCAAGCACAAGCCCAAGCUCAAGCCCAUGCUCAUGCCCAAGCUCAAUUACGAGCCCAAGCCCAAGCCCAGGCUCAAGCUCAAGUCCAAGCUCAAGCACAAUUACGAGUCCAUGCACAGGCCCAAGCUCAAGCUCAAACACGUGCCCAAGCACAAACGCAUACUAAAUCUCAAGCUAAACCACAAGUUCAAGCCCAAGCUCAGUCUCAGAUGCAAAGUCAAUCUCAAAUGCCAACUCAAAUCCAUACACAAUCAUCAUCACCAACACUACCGCAAUCACAAGCUCAUCGGCUGCAACAAGUCCAACAACAAUCACCAGAACAAUCUCAAGCACAACGCAGCAUGCAGCUUAAUCAAAAUAAUAUAUCUACACAUAUGCAAAGGUUAAAUAAUAACAUUUUACCGGAUGAUAUAAAUAAAUUUCAAUGGAAUAAACCACAGCAAGAGAUCCUGAGAUAUAUACAACAACAACAACUGCAACAAACAAAUGCUCCAUACAAUCAAUCGCAAGCCCAGAAAGAAUUUCAUAAACAGUUCUUGUUACAAACAUCGAAUUGUAACCCAAAUACUAUGAACAAUUCGAACAAUAAUACACCAAGUGCCAACUAUGAAACAAGUCCCAACAUGUCUGAUUCAAAUAUUCAGCAAUAUAUGUCAAUGAUGAUGAUGAUGAUGAUGAAUAAUCCAACACAGCAAGGUGGAACUAUACUGACUCCACAGCAGCAAGCUCUACUUGCAAACAAUAAUUCUAAUUUCAAUUUGAAUCCUCAACAAAUAAUGAGUUUACGAAAUCAAAUGGCUAACCAGGCACAUACUCAACCUAAUAGUGGGCCGCCUCCUGUGGAUUCCCAAGUACCUAAUUCUACAACCGGUAGAAUUAACAAAAAGAAAAGUAAAACAACCAAGUCUUCAUCUAGACAAUCAGGAAAGACAAAAAACACAAAGAGCAUGGAAUCGUCUCAGGAUAGAAAUGCUAAGCCUAAUAAUAAAAAGGAAAAGCCCAGUUCUAUCUAUAAAAAUAGUCGGAAUAAUAAUUCUAACUCGAACAACAAUAAUCUCACAAAUAUCCAAGAUAGAAUUACUCCUAUUAGCCCAAAUAAGAAUAUUAUGCCAAACAAGCAAUACCAGGUUAAUCUUGCAUCUCAACCUGCUAUGAACAGCAAUAACUUUAUCCAAAACGAUCCCUCUUUAAACAGUACUUUUCAAACGAAUAAAGAUACAAAUAACUCAAAACAUUCAAACACAGUGGAAACCUCAUCAAAAAAAGACCAAGAUUCUAAAAAGAAGAAAAGAAAAAGAUCAAAGACUACAAAAUCUCCUAAAACUUCCUCCAAGUCACCUAAAAUGGUCCAUAAUACAUCUCAAUCUCAAGAACAAAAUAUGGUGCAAAAUAUGCUUCAUAACGAUUCUCUAAAUAUAAAUCAACAUGCUUUAAAUACUAAUGAUCUGCUGGACUUAAAUUUUAGUAAUGGUCCUCAAAAUAAUUUUAAUUCUUCACUAGCCCUAAAUGAUAGUCAUACCUUAGUAGGAAGUAAUCCAUCCAAUUCUAAUAUCAAUAGCAUCAAUGUUAAUACUGAUACCAAUAAAUCAAAUGAUUUAAGUGAUAUGGCUCAUUUUGAUUUUAACGAUAAAGAAUUAUUCGACUUAAAUGAAUUUUCUAAUGAAUUAAUCAAUAAACAUUGA
Messenger RNA from Henningerozyma blattae CBS 6284, 4134 nucleotides. It is a transcript of the gene MSS11, whose product is annotated as Mss11p. The record is from RefSeq and is a predicted model, not a curated record. Lineage: Eukaryota; Fungi; Ascomycota; Saccharomycetes; Saccharomycetales; Saccharomycetaceae. The coding region runs from base 1 to 4134 and encodes 1377 amino acids. The transcript has a single exon. Gene Ontology annotation, molecular function: protein binding.